AUGAAAAUACAAAAAGAUGGCGAAUCGUUCGAACAGUUUGUUACGGACUUGAGAUUACUCAUCAAAGAAUGUAAUUAUCCAGAGGACAUUCUUGAUGACAUGGUCCGGGAUCACAUUGUAUUUGGCGUUCGAUCUGUGAAACUCUGCGAAAAGUUCAUAAGCGAAGGGAACGGUUUAACGUUACAGAAAUCUUUAGACAUUGCUAGAACUUAUGAACUUACAAAAUCACGCAUUCAACAAAUGGACAACAAUAAAAGUGUAAAUGCCGUUACACCAAGGACAUAUCACCACCCAGAGGCAAAGAGGAAUCCAAAACAAAGGUCGAGAGGCAAACUGAAGUAUUCUAACGCUGGCACGAAGAAGGCUACGUGUUCAAACUGUGGAUCAAAACACGAGACCAAGGACAUAUGCCCAGCAAGAGGGAAAGACUGUCUUGACACUUGCCUUGCAAUGAAUCUACUCAAUUUUGUAUCAGCAGUAGAACCUGACGUUUCUUACACAAAAGACCAAGUUAUUUCAAAAUACCAUGAUGUAUUUACUGGUCUGGGAACACUUCCAGGUGAAUGUGACAUACAUAUAAAAUCAGAUGCAAUACCUGUAGUACACCCUCCAAGACGUGUAUCUAUUGCAAUUAAGGAGAGACUAAAAACAGAAUUAGACAGAAUGGUUCAAGACAAAGUCAUUGUCAAAGUGACAGCACCGUCUGUAUGGGUCAACAGUAUGGUAACUGUUGAAAAACCCAAUGGCUCUUUAAGGGUAUGCCUAGACCCUAAAGACCUGAAUGAGGCAAUAGUGGGACCACACUAUUCAUCUAGAUCAAUAGAUGAUAUUUUGCCUGACUUGACAGGUGCAACCGUAUUUUCCAAAUUUGACGCGAGAACCGGUUAUAGACGUCUUCGUCCAGAAAAUGGAGUCUUGUCUUUGAAUGGCGUCAAGGUAAUUGUUGACGAUAUUGUUUGUUAUGGCAAAGACAAACAAGAACAUGACAGAAACUUGGACAAACUUAUGGAAAGAUGUCAACAAAAAGGUCUCAAAUUCAAUGCUGACAAAACCGAGAUUGAUAAGUCAGAAAUACCUUUCUUUGGACAUUUACUGACGUCAGACGGACUGAAAAUUGAUCCUUCAAAGGACAUUCCAGUAGCUGACACACUAAGUCGUAACUAUUUGCAAGAUGAACAGAUUGAUGUAUGCAAAGACAUAGAUGUUCAUGUACAUUCUGUCAUGGAAAACAUUGCUAUGAGUGAUCAGAAAAUGACCCUGAUCAAAAGCAAAAUUGAGACUGAUCAAGAGAUGCAGACUCUGAAACACACAAUAUUAACAGGUUGGCCUGAUAAGAGACAGACCUGUCCAAAUAGUAUUUUACAAUAUUGGAAUUUCAGAGACGAACUAACAGUCAUUGACGAUUUUUUGUUAAAAGGAAACAAUGUCAUAAUUCCCAAAGAUUUGAGACGUAUGAUGCUGGACAAAGUUUAUGAUUCACACUUAGGCAUAGAGAAAUGUACUCAGCGUGCAAGAAGUGUAAUGUUUUGGCCCAAUAUGACCAAAGACAUAAAGAACAAAGUACUCAAUUGUCCCAUAUGUCUUGAACACAGAAACUCCAAUGUCAAGGAACCAAUGAUUCCUAAUCAGAUUCCCAGCAGGCCAUGGGAAGUUGUGGCUACUGAUAUUUUUCACUGGAAUGACAGCAACUACAUUGUUGUAGUUGAUCUGUAUAGCAGAUAUUUUGAAUGCGGGUUACUCAGAAAUAUGAGAACAGACACGGUUAUUCACAAAUUGAAGGGCUAUUUUGCUGCACAUGGAAUAUCCUCAAAAGUCAUUAGUGACAAUGCAGGACAAUAUUGUAGUCAGGAAUUUGACAAAUUUGCUAGAGAAUGGGAUUUUGAACAUGUUACGUCAUCGCCUUUACACUCACAAGGCAACGGUGUUGCUGAAAAAUGUAUUCAAACAAUCAAAAAGAUGUUCACAAAAUCUCUACAAGAUAACAAAGAUCCGUAUCUUGCAGUUCUCGAAUACAGAAAUGCACCGCUUUCAUGUGGCAAAUCACCAGUACAAUUACUAAUGAGUAGGGAGACUAGGUCUAUUUUGCCAGUAACACGCAAACACCUUGAACCGAAAGUUCAAAAUAGGCAAGAAAUCAAAAGCAAAAUGUCAAAAUCAAAAAUCAAAUCAAAGACAUGGUUUGAUAAAUCUGCCAAGCCACUCACACAAUUGUCACAAGGAGAAACAAUUAGAAUCAAACAAGGUAAACGCUGGAAACAGGCAAUUGUUAGGAAACAAGUGCAUGACAGAUCAUACAUUGUUGAAACUAAUGAUGGUGGUGUCUAUAGACGAAACAGAAAUCAUUUGUUGAAGACAAAUGAAAAACCAUUUCAAAUCAUAGAUACACAUCCAUGCAAUGGCAACGACAUUCGUCUAACUGAUCAAUCACAACAUGACAGUGACAGAAACAUACAAAAUCAAUCAGAGCGAAACUUUUCUCAUGAUAACACUCAGUCGCAACAACAACAACCAUCACCACCAACUGAUGUUGCUGGCAAUACUGAUCAAAAUUCUAACAUGUACGUCACUAGAUCAGGAAGACAGGUCAAAGUACCUCAAAGGUUGGAUCUUUGA
Mya arenaria is the source of this 2613-nucleotide messenger RNA. RefSeq lists its product as uncharacterized. The transcript has 4 exons. Gene Ontology annotation, molecular function: nucleic acid binding. NCBI's taxonomy places the organism in Eukaryota, Metazoa, Mollusca, Bivalvia, Myida, Myidae. The coding region runs from base 1 to 2613 and encodes 870 amino acids. The record is from RefSeq and is a predicted model, not a curated record. Gene Ontology annotation, biological process: DNA integration.